AUGUUCAAGUCUUGCCUGCUGGUGAUGAUCUUCACCUUCUUGCGCACGCCGUCGGCCGUGCGACAACAGGUCCAUGCGGCGGCCACGGCCAGAGUCCCCUCGGAUCGCUACCUGGAUGAACAAAACAGCCGCUAUGACCCGGACUACGCAACAGAAAACCCAGAUCACAUCCAGAAUAUCAUUGACAAGUGUGGUGGCGAGACAAGGACAACAUGCAUUCGCAAAACGCUUGAGAAGUACACUCCCUACUUCACCAAAUGGGAUGUCACGUACACCACGAACCUGUUGCAAUACAAUCGGUAUUACCCAGUCUUCAUGGAGCGCUCGACGCGGCUCAUGUUUCAUUUCGGCUUCCUGCACCAAUCGACCCUCUUCAUCAGCAGCAUGUAG
Symbiodinium sp. CCMP2592 is the source of this 390-nucleotide messenger RNA. Lineage: Eukaryota; Dinophyceae; Suessiales; Symbiodiniaceae. The record is from the annotation of a GenBank genome assembly.